AUGGUCGGCAAGGAUUGCGUCGCCAUAGCCUGCGAUCUCCGUCUCGGCCUCCAAGCCCUGACCGUCUCGAACAACUUCCCAAAGAUCUUCAACUACGCACCAUCCGUGUACCUUGGGUUAACGGGUCUUGCGACAGACGUCCAGACGGUCAGCGACACAUUCCGCUACAAGGUCAACAUGUACAGACUACGAGAGGAGCGCAAUAUUUCACCACAGACACUCGCCAAUCUAGUCUCCAGCAGUCUGUACGAGAGGAGGUUCGGACCCUGGUUCGUCAGCCCAGUUCUUGCUGGCAUCAACCACACAACCGGAAAACCAUUCAUCUGCGGCUUCGAUAGUAUAGGCUGCAUCGACUUCGCCAAAGACUUUAUCGUGGCUGGAACAGCAAGUGAUCAGUUGUUUGGUACCUGCGAAGGAUUAUGGGAGCCGGACUUGGAGCCAGAUGACCUUUUCGAAACCAUUUCACAAGCUCUUCUCAAUGCGGUCGAUCGAGACGCCCUCUCCGGCUGGGGUGCACACGUAUACAUCAUUGAGAAGGACAAGGUGACCAAACGAUUACUGAAGGGCAGACAAGAUUAA
Exophiala spinifera is the source of this 579-nucleotide messenger RNA. RefSeq names its product proteasome subunit beta type-3. The transcript is spliced from 2 exons. Gene Ontology annotation, biological process: proteasome-mediated ubiquitin-dependent protein catabolic process. The record is from RefSeq and is a predicted model, not a curated record. Bases 1 to 579 code for a protein of 192 amino acids. Gene Ontology annotation, cellular component: proteasome core complex, beta-subunit complex; proteasome core complex. NCBI's taxonomy places the organism in Eukaryota, Fungi, Ascomycota, Eurotiomycetes, Chaetothyriales, Herpotrichiellaceae.